Messenger RNA from Mytilus trossulus (common blue mussel), 1710 nucleotides. RefSeq lists its product as uncharacterized. The transcript has 4 exons. Gene Ontology annotation, cellular component: cytoplasm. Gene Ontology annotation, molecular function: nucleic acid binding; 3'-5'-DNA exonuclease activity. The record is from RefSeq and is a predicted model, not a curated record. The annotation marks the transcript as partial. Lineage: Eukaryota; Metazoa; Mollusca; Bivalvia; Mytilida; Mytilidae. Gene Ontology annotation, biological process: DNA catabolic process.
GUUGGGGAUGAGGAUUCAACAACAAUAGGACGAGUACGGGCAAACAUCAGUAAUAGCAUUGAAAAGAUAUCUGAUAGAAAUCACUUAAAGAAGAUUCUUGGAAACAGUCUUUACUCUCUCAAGAAAAAUCAUCCUGUAUUAACAGUUAAAAUAAUCAAAUAUUUACAAAGUUGCUUUAACUAUAUAAUAGCACAAGGUGAAGGUAAUCCAGAACAAAUAGCAAAAGAUCUCAAUGCACUUUCGAAACAUCCUUUUGGCGAUCACCAAUGCUGCUUAAGUCGAUGGUGUAAAUUUCUCAGCAAUCCAAAGUCUGUUUUUAAAUCAUUUCCUCAAGGAAAACCUCUGUCAGGUGCAAGUCUACAAAAGUCUCUGGAAAGUGUUUUUGAAGGAUAUGCUAAGAACAGCCUUAAAUUGUCAACUGUCGGAAGUACUCAAGCUAAUGAGAGUUUCAACAGAAUGGUUUCUGCUAAAGCACCAAAGCAUGUUCAUUACAGUUCUUCUGGAAAUUUGAAUUACAGAGUUGCAGCAAGUGUUGCCCAGAAGAACACAGGUCACAGAUACCUAGUUAAUGUUAAUAAGAAGUUGGGUCUUUCACCAGGUUACCAUACUCAGCGCCUUGCCAGAUUAAGAGAUUAUCAGCGAUCAAAGCAGAGGGCAUUGGCAACUACAAGAGCAUUUAAAAGAAAACGACUGGAAAAGAAAGCUAAGAUGCACCAAAAGCUUGCAUCUGCAGAAGUCAGAGAAGGUGUCUCCUAUCAAACAGGAUGUUCUCUUGAUGCAGCAAUAUCGGAUGAUAUUCAGUCUAUUCCUGCACCAGUUAUUACUCCAGAAUAUCUUCCUUUGGAACCAAAGACCUUGAAUGACAGUUGCAUGACAUACUUUGAUGUUGAAACAACAGGACUUGGCAGAGAUUCUCACAUAAUACAGUUGUCUGCUGUCAACAGCCAAAACACUAAAUUCAAUAGAUACAUAAAACCAGCUAGACCAAUAUUACCCCAAGCCUCAGAAGUGACUGGUUUGAAGUUUCAAAAUGGGAAAAUGUACCAUGACGAUAGAGAAGUUCAGAGUAUUGGAAUUUCUAAUGCCUUAACAGCUUUUAUUCUCUUUCUGAAAGAAAUUCAUAACACCGUACUUGUUGGGCAUAACUCCAAAAUUUUUGAUGUUCCAAUAUUAAUUAAUGCACUUGAAAAACAUGGUCUACUUAUUAACUUUAUGUCAUCAGUAAAAGGAUUUAUUGACACACUUCCUCUUUUCAAAGAGUGUAUACCAAAUCAACCGUCAUAUUCACAGCCAAAAAUUUAUAACACUUUAUUUGGUGAACUGUAUAGCGCUCAUGAUUCAAUGGAAGAUGUUGUUGCUCUACGUCGCUUAUUUGAAAAAAUAUCGCCUAGUCUUGUAUUGAAAUCCAAAUUCUCUGGCACUUAUGAAUCUCUAAUGCAGUUGUAUCAACACAGAAACUGUACAAAAGGUUUGCUUACAACACUGAGACCUCUAACAAAUAGCAAAACUAUAACGAACUGUAUGGCAACGAAAAUUGCUAGUAGUGGAUUAGGUCUAAGCCAUCUUCAACUGGCACAUAAAAGAGACCGACAACAAGGAAUAGAGAAUCUAUUUACAGAACUAUGUGCACAUCCAUCAAAAGUUCGUGUUACAAAGUCAAAAAAAAUAAUACAGGCAACAUCAACCUAUCUGAAUGACUUGGAGGAAUGA